Molecule: messenger RNA, 2930 nt
Organism: Syzygium oleosum
Lineage: Eukaryota; Viridiplantae; Streptophyta; Magnoliopsida; Myrtales; Myrtaceae
Product: beta-galactosidase 9
Exons: 19
Coding region: 70-2748 (892 amino acids)
Biological process (GO): carbohydrate metabolic process
Cellular component (GO): cell wall; vacuole
Molecular function (GO): beta-galactosidase activity; carbohydrate binding
Source: RefSeq, a predicted model, not a curated record
GGUGUUAGGAGUAAGGACGCUCUCCCUCUCUCUCUCUCUCUCUCUCUCUCUGGUUCGAAGAGCGGAACAAUGGCGGAACGAAGAAGUUCUCCGCUUCCGUUCCUGCUGCUGCUCGCGAUCGUCCACUUCGCGGCGGCGGCGGCGGCCAGCUCCGCCUUCUUCGAACCGUUCAACGUGAGCUACGACCACAGGGCGCUGAUCAUCGACGGCAAGCGCCGCAUGCUCAACUCCGCCGGAAUCCACUACCCUCGCGCCACGCCGGAGAUGUGGCCCGAUCUUAUUGCAAAGAGCAAGGAAGGUGGUGCGGAUGUAAUUCAAACCUAUGUCUUUUGGAGCGGGCAUGAGCCUGUGAGAGGACAGUACUACUUUGAAGGGAGUUAUGACAUUGUCAAGUUUGUGAAGCUAGUGGGAUCCAGUGGAAUGUACCUUCAUCUCCGGAUAGGCCCUUAUGUCUGUGCUGAGUGGAAUUUUGGAGGCUUCCCAGUCUGGCUCCGGGAUAUCCCUGGCAUCGAAUUUCGAACAGACAAUGUAUUCUUCAAGGUCGAGAUGGAGCAGUUUGUGAGAAGGAUUGUGGAUCUAAUGCGUAAGGAGAUGCUCUUCUCUUGGCAAGGUGGCCCCAUUAUCAUGUUGCAGGUUGAGAAUGAGUACGGGAACAUUGAAAGCUCCUAUGGGCAAAGGGGAAAGAAUUAUGUCAAAUGGGCUGCAGGGAUGGCUAUUGAGCUUGGUGCUAGGGUUCCAUGGGUCAUGUGCCAGCAAGCUGAUGCCCCAGAAACUAUUAUAAAUGCUUGCAAUGGUUAUUACUGUGAUGGAUUUAAGCCUAAUUCCUAUGGCAAACCAACACUUUGGACAGAAGAUUGGGAUGGCUGGUAUGCAGCGUGGGGUGGAAGACUACCACAUAGACCUGCCGAAGAUCUUGCUUUUGCAGUUGCCCGCUUUUUUGAACGAGGUGGAAGCUUUCAAAACUAUUAUAUGUAUUUUGGAGGGACAAACUUUGGCCGAACUUCUGGGGGGCCGUUCUAUGUUACAAGCUAUGACUAUGAUGCUCCAAUUGAUGAAUAUGGUCUUCUGAGCCAGCCAAAAUGGGGUCAUUUGAAAGAUUUGCAUGCUGCAAUAAAGCUUUGCGAAGCGGCACUUGUUGCUUCUGAUGCGGCACAGUAUAUAAAAUUGGGGCCAAGGCAAGAGGCACAUGUGUACCGUGGAAAAAAUCACAUCGAAGGCCAUAACUUGACUAGGUAUACAGGUCAAGGAACAUGUUCUGCAUUUCUUGCAAAUAUAGAUGAACAUAGAUCUGCUACAGUCCACUUUCUUGGCCAGGCGUAUAUUUUACCUCCAUGGUCUGUGAGUAUAUUACCAGACUGCAGGAAUGUGGUUUUCAACACUGCCAAGGUUGCAGCACAAACUUCCAUCAAAUCAACAGCAAAUGGCUUGCCCCUUAAUUUUAUUGUUUCUGGGGAGAAAAUAAAGAAACCGAGUAGGUCUUCUAAUUUUGGCAAUUCAUGGAUGUGGUCUCAAGAGCCAAUUGGUGUUUGGAGCCCCACCAGUUUUACAGUUGAAGGCAUUUUAGAGCACUUAAAUGUUACAAAGGAUCUUUCUGAUUAUCUGUGGCAUUUCACUAGAAUAUACGUCUCCAAAGAUGAUAUCGCCUUUUGGAAGGAGAAAGACAUCAGGCCAACGGUUACAAUUGACAGCAUCCGUGAUGUCCUCCGUGUAUUUGUCAACGGUCAGUUGGCAGGCAGUACUUUCGGUCAUUGGGUCAAGGCAGUGCAGCCUGUUGAUCUUUUGCAAGGAUAUAAUGAUCUAGUUCUGCUAUCACAAACGGUCGGGUUACAGAACUAUGGUGCCUUUUUUGAGAAAGAUGGGGCUGGGUUCAGAGGCAAGGUAAAGCUUACUGGAUUUAAAGACGGUGAUAUAGACCUUGCAAAAUCUCUGUGGACCUACCAGGUUGGGCUUAGGGGUGAAUUCCUAAAGAUAUACACAACUGAGGAUAAUGGGAAGGUAGAAUGGACUUAUUUGGCUCAGGAUGACAUACCGUCCCCAUUUUCCUGGUACAAGACAUACUUUGAUUCCCCAGAUGGGACAGAUCCUGUUGCUAUUGAUCUGGGUAGCAUGGGAAAGGGCCAGGCUUGGGUAAAUGGUCAUGAUAUAGGAAGAUACUGGACUCUAGUUGCCCCAAAAGGUGGAUGUCAGCCGAUAUGUGAUUAUCGCGGACCCUAUAAUUCAGAAAAGUGCUGCACAAAUUGCGGAAAGCCUACCCAAACCCGGUAUCACAUACCACGGUCGUGGCUCCAGCAGUCAGAUAAUUUACUUGUCAUCUUUGAGGAAACAAGAGGGAAUCCAUUUGAUAUAUCAAUCAAGUUACAUUUCUCAGAGAUCAUCUGUGGUCAAGUGUCGGAGUCGCACUAUCCUCCUAUACAAAAGUGGUCCCUUCCUGAUUCUGUCGGGGGAAGAAUCUCAAUCAAUGAUAUGACUCCUGAGAUGCAUUUGCAAUGCGAAGAUGGUUAUGUAAUUUCCUCCAUAGAAUUCGCAAGCUAUGGAACACCUGAAGGCAGCUGCCAGAACUUUCGCAAGAGCAGCUGCCAUGCCCCCAAUUCCUUGCAGGCGGUAACAAAGGCUUGUCAAGGAAGAAAUAGCUGUUCCAUCAAGAUCGCAAAUGCAGAAUUUGAUCGCGACCCAUGCCGAGGAACCGUGAAGACAUUGGCCGUACAGGCGAAAUGCAUUUCGUCAUCUGAACAUCUCUCAGCUUUGUAGCGGGGGCCAGCAGCUUUCCCAAUUUCAUUCCCUUGCCAUUCAUAGCUUUGUAUAUCCGGACUCAAAGAUCCUUUUCAUUAAAACUGGCUCACUUUAAUUGUGCCGUUUCAGUAUACAAGAGCUACUCGGUACUUCUGUGAGUAAUGAAAUGAAAAUCAGGUGCACGUUGUGCCGCUAUUGAA